Messenger RNA from Paramecium tetraurelia, 549 nucleotides. RefSeq lists its product as uncharacterized. The transcript has 2 exons. The record is from RefSeq and is a predicted model, not a curated record. NCBI's taxonomy places the organism in Eukaryota, Ciliophora, Oligohymenophorea, Peniculida, Parameciidae.
AUGCCUCCUAAAAAAUAAAAAGAUGAUGGUGCACAAAACAAUGCAGCCAAGAUCACUAUGCUCGAUUUUGAAGCCAAAAGAUUAUAGAUGAGAAUUGUCGAGGAACAAAUGAGAGCUGAUCGUUCCAAAACAUAAGAGAUGCAGUUACAAUAAAAAUAUUUAAGUAUGGAGAAGGAAUAAGAAGGAGAGAAGGAAAAGCUAUUCAAUAUCAGUACUGAUAUGAAUAGACAAUAUAAACAAAUGCAGGAUGAAUUACUUAAAGAUAUCAAUGAGUUGAAUGCUACUGUCAAAGAGAAAGAUGAAGUUAUUAAAACCAAAGAAUAAUAAAUAACCGAUUAUCGAGCUAGUUAUGAGGAGAAACUGAAGAAAAAAGACUAGGAUAUCGCAGAAUUAAGGAAGAAGAUAGAUGAUAUGUCAUUAGAAUUUGCAGACAUGCUUAAAGAGACACUUAACAAAAUGCAAGAGCGUAUUGAGUUGGCUUAAUGGGAUAACAAUUCAGAUAAUUAAGUUAUGAGAAAUUUCAAGGAAGCUUCGGGUUUUGGCAAUUGA